Molecule: messenger RNA, 2170 nt
Organism: Triticum dicoccoides
Lineage: Eukaryota; Viridiplantae; Streptophyta; Magnoliopsida; Poales; Poaceae
Product: protein FAR-RED IMPAIRED RESPONSE 1-like
Exons: 4
Coding region: 1009-1746 (245 amino acids)
Source: RefSeq, a predicted model, not a curated record
GGGGCGUUGGUUUCCUGUUCCGCGGGGCCGGCGACCCGGACUACUGGACUGGUGGCGACAAGGAUUAGGUGCAUAUGCUUAUUCUCACGCUAGUCCAUUUCCUGUUUUUUGCCGGGCGACGAACAAGGUGAUCCGCGACGGCAGCCGGUGUGCUUCCUCCUCCCCGCGGAUCUGCUCAUGCCGUCCCCCGGAGCGUCUACCUCGGCGGCGUUGGCCUCUGGAUCUAUCUUGGCUGCUAUGGGUGCAUGUGCGCAGGAGGCGCCGUGCGUUCUGGGCGGUGGCGGCGACGUUGUGCCUGAUUCGGGCAUUGGCUCGUCGGAUCCCGCCGUCUGCCCGGUCUUGCCGGACGUGCCUGAGUUGGAUCAAGGGGUGGGCUUGGCUGAUGGCAGAGGCGGGGAUGUGGCGUCGGGAUUGGCGACUCCAGCCGGCGUCUCGCACAACUCCGUCCAGGCCAGCGUCUCGCAAAACUCCGUCCAGGCCAGCGGCUGCAGUGGCCCGACGGAUUCGUGCACGACAUUCAGUUCAGGGGGCGUGGUCCAGCCGACGGGAUUGGCGACUCCAGACAUCGUCUCGCACAGCUCCGUCCAGUCCAGCGGCAGCAGUGGCGCCGGGGAAUCAUGUAGGACAUUCAGUUCUCAAGAGGUGGUCCUGCCGUCGGCACGGGUCGGCGUCGGGACGCCGGCCGUCGUCUCGAGCCGCGCCGUGCAGUCAGGACAUCACAGCGGCCCAGCUUCGGCGAACACCACCAUCCGCGUAGGCUGGAAGCGCAGGCCAAGAGGUCCUAGUGUGCCAGACGGGAGGGCUGUAGUAGCUGAUCGUGUGCCGCCACUGGAAGCUGCUAUUAGAGGGUUCGCUGAUAGGGGGACUGAGGUGGUCGUCAACCCGGUGCUUGGCGCUAUUUUUGAUUAGCUGGCAGAGGCGUAUGAAUUCUACAAUCUAUAUUCAUGGGAGGUCGGCUUUGGGAUUCGGUACAGCAAGAGAAGGCAAAAUGUCAAUGGGACGAAGUGUAUGCAAGAGAUUGUGUGCGGCUGCGCUGGCAAACCAGAAAGGGAGAACAGCUCGUCAAUGAGGAGCAAUUGCGCCGCCAUGCUUAGGUUGCACCGGACAGAUGAUGGUGGGUGGUAUGUAUCUGAAAAUCGGGCCUCCCACAACCAUGAAAUGCUACGGACUUGUGCUGAGAAGCUGCAUUGGCCAUCACACCGGCACAUUGACACAUACACAAGAGAUCUCGUGAAACAGUUGUGUCAGAACAAUGUAAAUCUAGGGAAGGUAUACACCAUCAUUGGAAGCCUGUUUGGGCGGAUGGAGAACGUCCCGUUCACAAAGAGGUGCCUUAGGACUUUCUGUGGGAAGCUUAGCAAGGAGCAGGCGGAUUAUGAUGUGCGGAAGACCAUGGAUGCAUUCUCUAAGCUGGGGUCAAAUGAUCCGGAGUUUUCAUAUGUUGUUGAGGUUGAUAAGGAAAGCGAGAUAAAAACCCUGUUGUGGACCAAUGGUAGAAGUAAGAUGCAGUACCACAAUUUCGAGGAUGUCAUAACGUUCGAUACUACAUACAAGACAAAUCUAUACGACAUGCCUUUUGGGUUGUUCGUGGGGGUGAACAAUCACUUCCAGAGUAUCAUCAUGGGCGGGGUAAUGAUGAGAGAGGAAACGAUCGAGAGUUUCAAAUGGGUAUUCACCGAAUUCAUCAGGCUGAUGGGUGGCAAACCUCUGAAAACGAUACUAACUGGUUUGUUUGCUGCCCUAUGAUUUCCUUAUUUGCCACCUCCGACAACCCUGUCCUGCGUCAAUAUAAAAACUAUAUGAUGAACAAGAGAACACAAAGAAAAACACCGGAUACUGCAGCAAAGAGAUUGAUAUUGGUUCGAAAAAGAACUUACUCCCUGGUUGGGGCACUUGUAGAAACGGACGCCGGGGUUCCGGUCUAUCCCAGAGACAAACCAUCUCGUCCUCGUCCCGACGCACCGCGGGCACAAGAUCAAUGGCAGCGGUGGUGGGGGGGGCGCGGAGACGACGCGCAGAAGUUGAGUUCUAGGACAUCGCGGCACGGCGGCGUCGAUGGAUCGAGGCAACUAGCUAUGCUUGUGAGAAGUGCAGCUGCCGCUGCGUCCAGUUCCUACACUCUCCUGUGCUUGUAGGCAAAUUCGAACGAGAAAGUCCUACAAGAUCGGUA